UCUAGAAACAUCGCGGCAAUGCUGGAAUACGAGAUGAAGUACCACCAGGAAUGCGUAUCAAAAGAUACAUACACCACACCCUUUUGUCACAUAUUCUCAUCCUGCCCCAGUUACUGGUCACAGGUCACUGUCAGCGGAGUCAGAUCGCCUAUCGAUGUCUGCGAGACUAACUGGCCUGCCGUCGAUGCAGAUAAAGGGCUGUUUCUCCUUAAAUAUAAAUAGCCCCCACUGUAUAAUGUUGACAUCACGUGUCUGCGGACGCCCUCCGUCUGACGUUGGAAUCAACGCGGGGUAAUUUCGCACAGCUAUAAGACCGUAAGCUUGAAUUCGCAAUAUCCAAGCUUCAAUUCACAAUUCCAAACCUCUCUACAACUCCUCCAAGCAUGACUCACACCUUCUACGACGGAACCAUCGUGGUUCUCCAGGGCAUCCUCGGCUCGCUGUCCCACAUCCUCCACCUGGCCGAGCAACAACACCCCGCCGCUAGCUCUCUGCUCGAGGCCCGUCUGCACGCCGACAUGUACCCAUUGCCCGACCAAAUCCGCCUGGCAACCCAGUUCUCGGAGAAUCUCGUCGCACGACUGACCGGUCGGGAGCCGGUGACCUUUGAUGGCAAUCCCACGAGUUUUGCUCAAUUCUAUGAGCGCAUUGACACGGUGCUGAAGUCGCUCAACGAGGCCGACAAGGACGUCGUCAAUCAGCGCGGCGACGUCGUUGAGGUCACUAAGAUGGGCCCGGGUAUGGAGGCUCCCAUCAGUGGCGCUGCGUAUGCGCACACCAUUGUCUUGCCGAAUGUCUACUUCCACCUUACUACUGCGUAUGGCAUUCUGCGAAAGGAGGGAGUGCCGCUGGGUAAGCGGGACUACUAUGUUGGCUUCUUUCCUCAUCUCGCUGAAAAGCAGUAGAGGAAGUGCUUUUGAACUGUAAUAGUAUCAACAUGUAACUGAGACGUUGGACAUUGGGGUGGUCUUGAACCUCAUAUCGGCAACUGGAGGUCAUCGUGAUCGACUGAACAGAUCUUUGUGGCUUAGUGAGGUUUAAAUACAAAAAUACAUUCAUAUUUAUUCACA
Aspergillus wentii DTO 134E9 is the source of this 1070-nucleotide messenger RNA. RefSeq names its product DUF1993 domain-containing protein. Lineage: Eukaryota; Fungi; Ascomycota; Eurotiomycetes; Eurotiales; Aspergillaceae. Bases 384 to 905 code for a protein of 173 amino acids. The record is from RefSeq and is a predicted model, not a curated record. The transcript has a single exon.